AUGGGAGCAUUGGUUGAGCCUAUAUCUGUCGCUUGGCACGCUGUUAGCCGCACUCCAAUCCAGAAAGACGAUAUAGUACUGGUGGUUGGUGCCGGACCAAUUGGUCUUGCCAUUGUCCAAGUCCUUAGAUCUCAAGGAAUUGAAGAGAUAAUUGUUGUGGAAUUUUCAGAGAAUCGAGGGGAAUUUGCUCGUACCUUUGGCGCAUCGAAAGUUCUAAACCCGACGAAGGUGGAUGCUCUUACAGAAGUUCGAGCAUUGACGCAGACUACCCGUGGCAAUGGUAUAGGUACUGCAGUAGCCUUUGAAACCUCCGGAACUCAGGCUGGGUUGGAUCUUGCCAUGAGCGCUCUAAAGGUCCGUGGAACGACAGUUUUAGUUUCUCUUUGGGAGAAACCACCAACUCUCAAUGCAAUUCAUUUCAUUGUCGGCGAAAAACAUAUUGUCGGCACUAUGGGAUACGAUGAUAGUGACUUUGAGGCUGUUAUUGAUGCAUUGGCCACCGGAAAAAUUACUCCAAUGUCUAUGAUAACGAGCAAGAUUCCUAUGGACAAAGUAGUAGAGAAGGGACUAAAAGCACUCGUACAUGACAAAGAGAAGCAUGUCAAGAUCUUGAUUGAUGUAUCUGCAUGA
Molecule: messenger RNA, 630 nt
Organism: Penicillium angulare
Lineage: Eukaryota; Fungi; Ascomycota; Eurotiomycetes; Eurotiales; Aspergillaceae
Exons: 3
Coding region: 1-630 (209 amino acids)
Biological process (GO): butanediol biosynthetic process
Cellular component (GO): cytoplasm
Molecular function (GO): (R,R)-butanediol dehydrogenase activity
Source: RefSeq, a predicted model, not a curated record